AUGGGCGCGCCCGACAAGAAGAAGUAUCGCAGUCCGAGCGAAAGUCACAGCGGGGAGGAGGAGAGCUCCUCGUACGAUGGAAGGGCCAGGAGGAGGAGGCGGCUACUUGAGAAGAAGCGAUCGAUGGGGGAGAAGGAAAAAUAUGACAUGAUGAGUCGUAGGAGAAGAAGAGAAGAAGAAAGCAUUGAUAGUGAAAGGAAAAGACGCAACCGAAUAAUGGUGCACAAAAGAAGCGAUGAAGAAAACGACAACGAUGAUGAUGAUAAUGAUGAUGAUGACGAUGUCGACGACGAAAGUGAUGAUAGUGGAAAGAGGAAGCGUACCAGGCGGAGAAGCGGCAGUGGACACUCUUCCAGAGUGAACCGAGAACGAAGGAUGAAACGUAAAAGGAGGAUCAAAUCAGGAGAAAGUGAAGAGAGGAGGUGCUCCAGUAGCAGCCGAGGAGGAAGUCCCAUGAGGGUGCGAAGAAGGAAGGAAAGCUCAGAGAUGUCUCCAACAAGAAGAAACGCCAAAAGUAGUGAACAAAGAAUUAGAGGCCCGGCCCAUAGGAAUGUGGAAAUGAGGAUGAGGGGUCGCGACAGGUAUGAGAGUCCGGAGAGGAGCUACCACGAAGAGAGGUAUAGGGAUAGACAUAGAGAAAGACGAAUUGGAAGGAGGCAUGUGGGGAGCGAUGACGACGAUAGUGACGACAAUGAUGAUAAUGAUGAUAGGCGAAGGGGAAAAAGAUGGGCCCGUAAGGGGAGCGGUAGUAGCGCCGAUAGUGAUGUGCACCGUGGGAGGAGGUACAGAAACCGUAGCAGGAGUGCGCACAUGAGAGUGCGAGAAGGGCGGAGUCGUCGUAAUGAACGGGAGAGAAGAAGUCGAUCGAGGAGGCGAAGCAGGUCCAGGCGUAGAGGUAGCUCAUCGAGAGGGCGAAAGCGCGAGUGGGAUCGCAACAAAACGUACAAAUUUGAUUCUCCACCUGAGUCGGAAAAUGAGGAAGGAAAAGAAAAAGGCACUAACAGUAUCCUCCUCACUCGUGUAAAAACUGUAGAAGCUGCUAAGGGUGGCGAACAUGUGAUACCCCAUGUAGCCACAUAUGAUAUUCCCAAUAUUAGUAAUAACUGUGCAAUCAGCAAUGAUGGUAAAAGCUCUAGCCAAAUUAAGACCGAUCUGGCAGUUAGCCAAAACUACAACUCUAGUAACAUUGACAACCUAAUUAAAACGUUGAGCAGUAGCAACAAUGUGAUAAGCAGCCUGACAUCAACGCCAAGUAGCAAUCUGUUAAGUACGCUAAGUAGCACCAUUAGCGGCGGUGCGCUUCUUACCGAUUCGUCUAAAUUGGGCAUUAAUGGUCUGAUUCCUCAGGAUGGGAAGAACAAGGCCUUGGGGGAGGAUCUGGCAUUGGCAAGCAACACUACAGGAUUUACUGGUAGUGUACCAGGCUUAGGAUUGAACACACCUCAGCUGAACAUGAUUCUGAAUGGACAACUAAAAUUGGAUAAUCCCGUCCUCCAGCAAUUGUGCAAAAGUGCAUUAGGAAUAAACGACUUGGCUUUACCGUCCCUGGACGCAACUGCGGAGAAAACAGCCAGGGAGCUUUACGUAGGCAAUAUUCCACAGCAUAUCGAGGUGCAGGAAAUUGUAAAAUUUUUAAACAAGUGUCUACUGAUACUUUACAACAAGGAAAGUGGAGAGGAGCAGGAAAAGGAUAACGAAAUGAAAAACGGAAUGGUGAAGGAAGAGGAAAAGCAUAAUCAGAAUCAGUGUGAAGAGAUCUGCCUUAAGGCAUGCAUCAGGGGAGAUACGCACUACGCCUUUGUAGAGUUUAGAACCCUACAGGAUACAUCUAACUGUAUGUUGUUAAAUGGAAUAAAUUUUUAUGGAAAUAACUUACGGAUCGGUAGACCUAAGACAUUUCCUGCAGAAUUAACCAGUCUAAUUCCAGCACCUACGAUCCCGACUAUAGAUACUUGUUAUCUGUCACAGGGAAUCAUAGGGCUGCAAGCUUUCGCUAUCUACCUCCAAAAUGAGGAGAAGAUGAGAAAUGCAUACCUACCCAUGAACAUGAUAAAACUACAAAAACUUUGCGUUUCUAACAUUUCAAAAAAAAAUGAAAAAAGUAAAAUAAAAGAAUUAUUAGAAGCCUUCGGUGAAAUUACUACUUUUGAAUGCUUCGAAGGAGACGACUCUACUGAUACGUAUAUUGCACUGGUAGAGUAUACUACCCCAGAAAAUGCCAUACAGGCGCAGAAGAUUCUAAACCAGAAUACAAGUUACAAAAUACAGUAUGAGUAUGAAAUCUUGAACGAUUCAGUUAUUAAUAAAUUUAUAAAGAGAAAAUACAUGUCUUCCGAAAAUACUAUUCUUUCACAACAAAUUCCAACAAGAACUGUCGUCCUUAGUAAAAUAGCGACCUUCCAUGAACUCUCUGACCCCACUGAGUACCGAGAUAUCGUCGAGGAUAUUAAGGUCGAAUGUGAAAAGUUUGGUUCUGUCAUCGAGGUCGUCUUGCCAAUUUUCUCGCGCGAAACCUUCGACUUCUUAUUAAGGCAGGAAACCACGUGCGAGCCCAGUGCACAAGGGCAUCAGGAACUACCCUUAGGAGAGUCACCCCCCUUACAGGUGAAGCCUCCCGAGGGGCCACCACCGGAGGGAUCACCACUGAAUGGUAUCGCCCCAGAGGUAGUAACUCCACCUGAUGGAUUAGCUCCACCUGAUGGAUUAGCUCCACCUGAUGGAUUAGUUCCACCUGAUGGAUUAGUUCCACCAAAUGAUAUAGCCCCAGAGGAGGACCGCACACAUCCCAACUACGACCUCACCUCCAUCGGUUGUGCCUUCAUUUACUUCGAAACCAUCGAGGCAGCCACGAAGGCGAGGAAGGAACUCAGUGGUCGCAAGUUUGGCGCCAACAUCAUCGAAGCCAACUAUUACAGCGAGAAGAAAUUCCUUCUCAAAGAUUUUAAGGAUGUCAAGUACAACUUUAAGAAGACUCACUCGUCCCUCUUUAAUGUAAAUUUAAAAAUGGGAAAUCUAACCUAUUCGGACUGCUCCGACGAGGGCUGA
Molecule: messenger RNA, 3045 nt
Organism: Plasmodium knowlesi strain H
Lineage: Eukaryota; Apicomplexa; Aconoidasida; Haemosporida; Plasmodiidae
Product: RNA-binding protein, putative
Exons: 1
Coding region: 1-3045 (1014 amino acids)
Cellular component (GO): U2-type prespliceosome; nuclear speck; commitment complex
Molecular function (GO): pre-mRNA 3'-splice site binding; poly-pyrimidine tract binding
Source: RefSeq, a predicted model, not a curated record